AAAGGUCAAAGGCCGGGGGAGGGGCUUCACCAAGGCGGCGUCUGGGCACGCGCUCUGGCUGACAGUUGCCGGGCGCGCGAGGUUCGUUCUCUCGGCCGUUAGCUCCUCGUGUCCGCAGCAGCCGGUCGCGCGCUGGCGCGGGGGAGAGAGCCCAAGAGCGGCGAAGCAAGUAUCCAGCCCAAGCGCAGCCUCGCAGGGCUGCUCCGGCGCGGCUUCUCCUCGCCUUCCUCUCUCCGGCCUGGCCAGCCCCUGCUUCGGGGCGCUGAGCAGAAUGGGCCGGCCGAGGAGAGGCGUGGGCAAGGAGACACCGCCCCCCAAUCCCGUCGCCGGCGGCAGCAGCAGCCGUGGAGGUGCCGCUCCUCCUCCAUCCCCUCCUCCGCCACCCCAGGCAGAGAAGCGGCAGGGCCUGACCGGAGGCGGGGAGCCCGAGAGAAGCCCCAGCCGUGCGGCAGCCCUCGACAACGUCCGCGGGCUGCAGCAAUCGCUGGGGAGGCAGCUUCCCGGCGGGGCCUCGUGCGCGAUGAAGACGGGAGGAGCUGCUAAGAAAGGAGCUAAGAAUGAGAGCCAAAGGCAGGAGAAGUGGGACCGCUUCACCCACGAGCUCCGCGAGUGGCGAGACUGGCUGCGAGCUUCUAUGAAAGAAACAGGAGUCUUCAUCGCAAGAGCAGAUAGCAAGAUAUGGCUUACACUUAUAAUGGCUACAGUUGCAGGGAUUCUUCACUGGUGCCACAUAACAACUCUCUUUGAAAAUGACCGUCACUUUUCUCAUCUUUCAACUCUUGAAAGAGAAAUGGCUUUUCGAACUGAAAUGGGUCUAUAUUAUUCUUAUUUCAAGACCAUCACUGAGGCACCAUCCUUUUGGAAGGGAGUCUGGAUGAUUAUGAAUGACAAGCUAACUGAAUAUCCUCUUGUAAUCAACACACUGAAAAGGUUUAAUCUAUAUCCAGAGGUUGUGCUAGCCAGUUGGUACCGCUUAUACACAGGGACAAUGAAUGUGAUUGGUAUUCCAACAAAGACAUGUUGGACAGUGAAUAGAGGAGAAGGUCUCAGCCCUGUUGAAAGCUGUGAAGGGCUGGGAGAUCCUGCUUCUUUUUACGUGGCUAUGAUAUUUCUUCUGAAUGGAUUAAUGGUGUCAGUAUUCUUCCUAUACGGCACAUAUCUAAGGACCCAUGUUGGAUGCCUUUGCGUAUGUGCUUUGGAGGUGGCUGCUGCUGUUUUUCAUUGGAGAAGGCAUGUACGGGAAGCAAGCAUCUUUUUGGGUGGGAACAGGUUUGGAGGACUACUUACAGUGGCAUGCUACUUUUUCAACCAUGGAGAGAGUACUCGUGUGAUGUGGACUCCCCCUCUUCGUGAAAGCUUUUCAUAUCCAUUCCUUGUGGUUCAGAUGCUGUUACUAACCUACAUUCUCAGGACUCAGAAUGUUAAUAGAAGAGCCCUGAUUGCACUGUCUGUUUCUAAUGUUUUUUUCAUGCUUCCAUGGCAGUUUGCUCAGUUUGUUCUUCUAACACAGGUGGCAUCGGUUUUUGGUAUAUAUAUUUUAGGAUUCAUUGAUUCAUCCAAACUGCAGAAGAUACUAUAUGCACAUAUGGCAUCACUUGGAGUAUGUUUUGUCCUUAUGUUUGGAAACUCUAUGUUGCUGACAUCCUAUUAUGCUGCCUUUUUGGUAGUUAGUUGGAGUAUUCUUGAACUGGGUCCAAAAUACAUCCUGAAAAUGCGUAGAAGAGGUAUCAGUGUGUGGGCUAUUCAAGGAUUUUCUUGCCUUUUGGGGACAAUUACCUUGAAGUUCUUGAUGUGUCUAAUAUUUGGAGUAUCUGAUGAUGCUCAUAUAAGCAACCUUUUAAAGGCAAAACUUACCGGUUAUAGGGAUUUUGAUACUUCAAUGUACACCUGUGCUGUGGAGUUUGACUUCAUGGAAAAAGAGACUCCAGUACAGUACAUGAAGACACUGCUGCUUCCAGUUGUUCUUGCCGUUUUUUCAGUAAUUGUUCUGAAGGCAUUUCAAUACGUUGUGUGUCACAAGGAAUUCCCUGAAAGACAGGAGGAUUAUUUUAAUCAUGGAGAGAUAGUAUACCAUGCACUGCAGCUCAUAUUUUUUACUGUUCUUGCUAUUUUAAUUAUGAGACUAAAGCUGUUUCUGACACCUCAUAUGUGCAUCAUGGCAUCCUUAAUAUGUUCAAAGCAACUGUUCGGAUGGCUCUUUAUUAAAAUCCAGCCUGGAACACUUGUACUUGCAAUUUUAGCAAUGAUGGCAUUUGAAGGAAUAGCAAACCUUCAAAAGGAAUGGAGCAUUGUGGGAGAAUUUAGCAACCUUCCCCAGGAAGAACUGUUGUUGUGGAUAAAAGAAAACACCAAACAAGACGCUGUUUUUGCGGGUGCAAUGCCUACAAUGGCAAGUGUGAAGUUGUCUGCUCUUCGACCUAUUGUGAACCAUCCUCAUUAUGAAGAUGCAGGGUUACGGGCAAGAACAAAAAUAGUUUAUUCCAUGUAUAGCAGAAAACCAGCAAAAGAUGUUAAAAGGGAAUUGCUGAAGUUGGGAGUAAAUUACUACAUUUUAGAAGAUUCUUGGUGCCUAAGAAGAACUAAGUCUGGCUGCAGCAUGCCAGAAAUUUGGGAUAUAGAAGAUCUUGCUAAUGUCGGAAAAGUUCCCUUAUGCAACCUCAUGAGCAUGGAUUCCAGGCCAUACUUCAGAACAGUGUUCAACAAUAAUAUAUUCAAAGUAUUAGAAGUUACCAGAGAAUGACUCUUCAGUGCAACACAUUUUCUGACAGUGUAAUUUUUUAAAAAUGAACUGGCUACUAUUUACAAGAGAGCUCAAUUCCAAGCUGAUUAAAACUAACAGGAGUUUUGACAUUCACUUUAAUAGAUUGCACCAUUAGGCUUAAGCUGCAUUCUAGAGAAUUCCAUGCUCAGGAGGUUCCUUUGUCAGUUGUAGCAACUGAUGCUCCAUGUCUGCAUAGGCUCUAUCCCUUUUCUGUAUUUAAAGUAGAGUAGCCCAACAUGUGCCAUAGGACUACUUCACUGGAUCAGCCUUAAAUGGUGAGUCCAACCUUACUUAUUUGGAAGUACAUUCCACUGAAAUAAAUGAUAAUGUCUUCUGAAAUAAAUAUGUUUAGAACUGAAGUACUGGUAUGCCAAGAAAACAAUAUAUUGAAGGGAAUGGGGAAUGCUUAAACUUAACAUGAGGACAUUUUAAAAAUAUCCUGAGUCUCAAACUUGGGUCAGUUCUUUAAAAUUUGCUAUGCAAAUAUUUAUGUGUUUAAACAAUUUUUAAUACAUACUGAUCCAAAACAAGUGAGCAGAAAUGGCUACAGAAAAGAAUGCAAGGUUUCAAAAUCAGUGAAAUUGUGAAGACCAGCCUUUCCUAGUACAGUCAGUGCAUCUUUAAACUCUGAAUAGCUAGAAAUUAACAAAUGGUGGUACAGUAUUUAAGAUUUGAUACACAGCCACCACAUUAUAUUGUUAACCCCACUCGCACAGCAUGCUUCUCAUAUUGCACCUUUUAAGAAUAUGUAUAUUUUUGAAGGAAUUUGAUAGUUUCCACUAUCCCAUUUAUGUUCAGGUGGCUGGCUGUUUUAUGAAAACUAAAGAAAAACCACAAAUAUUUUAGGUCAUUUUAGAGCUAGGUAAUGUGUUUAAGCUUUUAUUCUACAUGUAAUUUUUUCUGAAUGACUUUGGAUUUCAUAUUGUAGAUGGAGAAUGUAUACAAUACAGAUUCUUCAAUCUUCCUUUAUAUAAGCAGUUGCCAAAAUCAGACCACUGAAACUCAUGUUUAGUAAGCUGUAUUUUUGCUAAGAACUGUUGACAUGGUUUGAUAUCACCAAAGUAGACAAAGCUAACAAAUUUUGCACAUAUGAAACUUUAGCAAGGAAAAUGUUUUCAGGAAAACCUUUUUAUUCUUUGGCCUUAAUUUAGUAAUAGAACAUAUUUUGCCUACCUUGUAGAGAGUCUAAAUAAAUAGGAAAUCACAUUUGUUCCCUAAAGAAAAAAAUGUAACCACCAGAGCAGUGUAAAAUAUAUCUGAACUAAGCUCAUUUCAUUUUUGUGACCCCAACAUACAUCUUAGAAUAGUUAUUUUAACCCUGUAACAGGGAGGCAGUAGUGGCAAAUAUUAAAUAAACUGCAACAGUAUUCUUUUGUCUGUUAAAAUAGUCAACUAUUUUGGUUGCUGCUCUUAGUGAGACUCUGUUGAUGAUGCAUAGCUGAAUUUCAGACAAGAACUUAUUUUCUUGAUUGUUAGAGCAAUCAUAUGGGGGUAGGGUGGGGUAACAUCCUGCCAAAAAGACUAUAUGAAUUCUGUUUAUGCAACAGCUACAAAACAUCAUCUAGAUGGGAACCAUCUGGAAAUUUGUUCAGCUAUCUGUACUGUAACUUCUGUACUUCGGUCACAGCUUUUGCUGUGACUUAACAGUACUACAUUCUGUACCAAGAAGCAUAAUUUAUGACCUAGAGUAGUAAACUGGAUUUUAAGAUAGUGGUAUAAGAAAAAUUAACCUUAGUUUGGUUGUGUCUCAGAUUUGUUCAAGGUGAGUGAUAGGUAAAGAAACAGUUUUAACUGAAAACUUAAGCAAAAAGUUUCCUAUUUGUUAGACUGAACUACUAACAAGGAUUGGGCAGUGGAAAAUUAACAUUCAAGAAACAAGAAAGUGGUAUCUUUAUUUUGUAAUUAAAUUGUAUUGCAGCACAAAAAUACUGUAUUUUUAUGGGGGGUUUGCCAAUUGUUGAUGUUUGUGGUUAAAAUAAAAGCUUUGUUCAUA
Rhineura floridana is the source of this 4754-nucleotide messenger RNA. RefSeq names its product dpy-19 like C-mannosyltransferase 1 (gene DPY19L1). The record is from RefSeq and is a predicted model, not a curated record. Gene Ontology annotation, molecular function: mannosyltransferase activity. Gene Ontology annotation, cellular component: nuclear inner membrane. Bases 272 to 2740 code for a protein of 822 amino acids. Lineage: Eukaryota; Metazoa; Chordata; Lepidosauria; Squamata; Rhineuridae. The transcript is spliced from 24 exons.